AUGAGGAAAGGGAGCACAGAUCGUAUAAUAGAAAACAGGUAUCAGUAUGCUUGUGCUGCAGAAGACAGGAUAUUGAGGAUUAGCUGGCACAGGAAAUCGGGUCGAAGUCCACUUCAGACUCUUUACAAGGAUGACCAGCUUGAGCAAUCUUCCCUGCAGGCAACUCAUCGGCGCAGGAGGGAGCUGCUAAGCAGUAUGUGCCAUCGUUAUACCCGCAAGCGACGCCUCCUAACUCCAGAUGACUUGCGGCACCUGGUGGUGGAUGAUGUUCAUGAGCUGCUCUACUGCUAUGUCCCCAAGGUGGCUUGCACUAAUUGGAAGAGGGUCUUGAUGGUCUUGACAGGGCAGGGUAAGUACCAGGACCCCCUGGAAAUCCCAGCACAUGAAGCUCAUGUACCUGCCAACCUUCGCACUCUCUCCGAGUAUAGCACUCCUGAGAUCAACUACCGCUUGCGUAACUACCUCAAGUUCAUCUUUGUACGGGAGCCUCUGGAACGGCUGGUCUCAGCCUACCGGAACAAAUUCACCCGUAGCUACAACACGGCAUUCCAUAAGCGCUACGGGACCAAGAUAAUCCGGCGGCACCGUCAGGACCCUAGCAGCGAGGCCCUGGAAAGUGGCCAUGACGUGCGUUUUGAGGAGUUUGUGUACUAUCUGUUGGAUCCAAAGACCCAGCGUGAGGAGCCUUUCAACGAGCAUUGGGAGCGAGUGCACUCCCUUUGCCAUCCAUGCAUUGUCCACUAUGAUAUCAUUGGCAAGUAUGAGACCUUGACUGACGAUGCCAACUAUAUCUUGCAAUUGGUUGGGGCUGAUGCAGGCAUCAAGUUCCCCGCCUCAUCUAAGACCAUCAGAACCAACAAUAACCUGACUGCAAAGUUCUUCAAGAAUAUCAGCCCCUUCUACCAAAGAAGAUUAUUUAAUUUAUACAAGAUGGAUUACUUGCUCUUCAAUUACACCAUCCCUUCUUAUUUACAUCUACGAUGAGGCUGGUGACAGGCCCUUUCCUCAUCGUUUCUGCUGUCAACCAACAGACAUGGAUAUGAGAUGCUUACAGUUCUACCUAUGCCCGUUUUUUGUUUAUGUUUGAUCAGCACACAGAGUUCUCUCCGUAUUUUGUUCCUGUUUCAGUAGACAGAAUCUACGAUGGUUUGUCUAUCCUUCCUCCUGUUCUUAACCAAACAGCAUUUGUUUCUAGGAAGCACUGGAACUAUGUCCUUUUGUCAGGAGGUGGGAGAAUCUGUGGAAGUAGGAGACAUAAUAAAAUGUGCAUGCAUUUAAUGUGUUCAGUUAUAAUCCCCUCGCACCUCUCUCCU
Messenger RNA from Protobothrops mucrosquamatus (brown spotted pit viper), 1313 nucleotides. Its product is annotated as carbohydrate sulfotransferase 11-like. Gene Ontology annotation, cellular component: membrane. Bases 1 to 984 code for a protein of 327 amino acids. Gene Ontology annotation, biological process: proteoglycan biosynthetic process; carbohydrate biosynthetic process. The transcript is spliced from 3 exons. Gene Ontology annotation, molecular function: sulfotransferase activity. The record is from RefSeq and is a predicted model, not a curated record. NCBI's taxonomy places the organism in Eukaryota, Metazoa, Chordata, Lepidosauria, Squamata, Viperidae.